Messenger RNA from Castor canadensis (American beaver), 4265 nucleotides. Lineage: Eukaryota; Metazoa; Chordata; Mammalia; Rodentia; Castoridae. The record is from RefSeq and is a predicted model, not a curated record.
GCUUUCCACAUAGGCACUUUGCUAGGUCUGGUUUGGUUUAGAUAAAGGGAACUGAGGUUCUUCAGGGAGGUCUGGCCACAAAUGGAGUUCUCUGUUGCUCCCACAGUGAUGGGUCCCACCACCACAAUGGUUCCAGCUGGGGAGCUUUGAUGACGCCAGCACAUCAUGUACAGCGUGGAAGAUCUCCUAAUUUCUCAUGGAUACAAACCCUCACGAGACCUCUCAAGACCACGCAAGGAUAAUCCCGAGGGGUGCCAGCAAACUGGGACAAGGCCCCAAGCGGGCCAUGGUCUGCUGAACGGAUAUGAGGAUGACCCUACAGCCUUUGCUCACAAUUGUACAUCCCUGGGGAAGGGACUUGUGAGUGACUCAGAGAGCAGCCGCAGCACGCCGAGAGGCCACGGGGAGCGCCAAAGUGCUUCUGCUUCUAAAACUGCUGAGGCGGGGUUUUACAGUCAACCCACCUUACCAUGGUUCUCACAGCCCCAGAUCAGAACCGACCACACCCACAGGAGAAGAGGACAGGAGGUCACUAGCUUGCUGGGUCUGAGGGACCGGGAAGACGUGGAGGUCAGAGGAAUGGCUCAAGCCCACAGUCUGCCCGUCCACAUGAGGGAGGGUCCAUGGGAAGUUGGAGGAAGGACAGAGCAUGUGAUGAAGAAGGCAGUUUGGGAAGAAGAGCUGAGGAUGUCAGGUCCUGCCAAGUGGCACAACGUAAACCUUGAAAGCUGGAACCAGUCAAGGAAAUUAGGGAGACAGAUGUCUGAGGGUGAUGGAAAGAGACUGUUUCAAGAUCUAUACCCAUUUGUUCAAGGAGAGAAUUUACUGAUUUCUCAGAACAAAAAGAAAUCCCGGUCGUUGCCUCGAGUUCUUUCCCCUGAAAGCCUGGCUUGCAUGGAAAUUCCCAUUCCUUUAAAUGAUGGCCAUUUACCAGGUGUCCCUAAAAUGCCACUAUAUCCUGCAAAUUGUGCACCAUAUGUGGAAGCCACAAGGAACCCUGAGAAGGCUGCAUUUCCCUGGCCGAAGUUCGGGAGACCUGUCAAGCCUCCUUCUUAUGGCUCUCACCAUCCGUCCAGGGGAGGGGAAAAUAGUGACUUUCAGGACAGCCAGCACACAGACCGACAAGGGUCCUAUCUGACAAAAAGUAAUGACUCCAGGCAUGAGCGUGUAGUGUCAGACUCUGGCUUGGAGCCUCCAGUUUAUGUGCCUCCACCCUCAUACAGGUCGCCCCCCCAGCACAUCCCAAACCCCUACCUGGAAGAUCCAGUGCCCAGACAUGUGAGUGGCAACCAUAGUCAGCAGCAGCACCUGACUGAGGAGGUGGAAUCAGGGUGUCCACUUCCUUCUGGCCCAGUUGGAACUGGGAACGAAUACACUGCAAGCCUACUAUCUCCUCAAGGGGCUCCCCGAUACUCCCACCCCAUCACUGCCUAUGAAGGCUCUGUUCAGUACAUCCCCUUUGAUGAUCCUCGGAUACGACACAUUAAACUAGCUCAGCCCCCAGGGUUCUGUGAAGAAACGAAGCAUGAUGACAGGCCAUAUAAUUCUUCUCCUGUCACUGCCCAAGAGUCAGCUCAUGGGAAAAUGAGACUUGAUGAUGCCCUUCGACAUCCACAGGGCCUGAUACCCACAUCAGGUGCCGAGCAGGGCCUGGCUUCUGCUGACCCCAGUCCUCGGUGGCUUUGGAGCCAGCUCCCCACAGACGGAGAAAAUGGAGUCUUCCUUGACCAAAGAGACCACUGUGUCAUGAGAGGACCACAGGCUGACAGGAGAGGUGACCAGCACGGACACCCAGGGGCCCAAGCUCCCUCCCCACACCCACAGGGCCAGAGUACCUGUGAAAGCCAAACAAAGCUCAGAAAGUUUGAAACUGGGAUUCAGACCAAGAAAAGUUCCAAGAAAAAAGUGAAUGAGACCAUAUUUUGUUUGGUUUCCAUCCCAGUUAAGUCAGAAGCACAUCUGCCAGGUAUAGAUAGGAAUAACAAUGACCUAAAACCGAGUGGUGCAAGAAAGCCUGGGCUUGAUAAGGGCAUAGCUCUGCAAGAACAAAGUCUGUUGAGCAUGUCUUCCACUGACCUGGAGCUGCAGGCUCUCACAGGAAACAUGGCAUUCCCAAAACAAGAUCUGGGGGAACCGGAGGAAGACAAGCAAACAAAUGACCUCAGAUUCACCCACCUUGCAAAACACAGAGAACUCAAGUAUUCUGGCUCGUGGCCAGGCCACCUGUAUAGGGACCAGCAAACCCAAACCAGUUUCCCUGAAGAAUCCAAAAGCCCGCAACACCUCCCGGCUGCAAAGCCAGAAGGGCCCAGGAACGUAGCACUGACCCCAAAAUGUUUAGACCCCACUGCCUCUGAAGCUCCCCUCCACCCAACAUUAGCAGACAGUGACCAAACACAGAAGCCAGAAGCUCCUAACCUCAGGGGUCAAAUGUCCCUCAGCCCAUCCAGCAAUAGCGCUUUUUCUAGGACUUCCUCAUCUAGAAAUCAGGCAUCUGUACCAAAAGCGGGCUCAGGUCAGCCCUGCCUAGAUGGGGACCACUCUCCACCCAAGCCGGCGGUGGUGAAAGGAGAGCCUACAGCUGGGCCAUGCAAUAGCAAACAACUAUUUGGUCAGUUUCUCCUGAAACCGGUUAGUCGUCGGCCCUGGGAUCUGAUAAGCCAGUUAGAAAGUUUCAACAAGGAGCUUCAAGAAGAGGAAGAAAGCCAUAAUAGUAGCAGCAGCAGCAGCAGCAGCAGCAGCAGCAGUGAGGAUAGUGAGACAGAUCAGCAGCCUGAAGACUGGGCUGACUGUAGACCAAGGCCCCGGGGCUACCAUGAAAGCAGCCAGGAAAGGAGAACCGAGCAGCAGCCAAGGGUGUCAGCGCCAGAGGACCCUGGGUUUCAGGUGGGAAGAGUUAAAAGUAAGUCUGAGAGCUGGAGUGAGGAGCCAAAGCCUUGCCAGCAUGAUGGUCCUCUGUCCCCUGGUGCCUCGCAGGUGAAAGACAGCAGAGGUGACCCCUUCCAGUGGGUAACUGAAAGUGUGAUGGCAGAGCAGCAGCAGCGGAAGCAGGAGGUUGUGAAUGGGAUGUAUGAGCUAGUGGUCAGUCCAGGUCCUGUGAAAAGAACCAUGGCCACAAAACCAGCAACUCCAUCCUCUCUGGCUGAACCAAGGGAGCCCCUGGAAAGCUGGGAAUUCACUGAACUCACAAAAGCUUUAGGCUCUGUGCCACUGAGCAGAGUGGUCCCUCUGGAGGUGGAUAGUGGUGAAGAGAUGGGCACAGUGGUCGCACUGUCGCUUACUAACAAAACCCGAGGCCUCUCAGCACCAGACCUGCGCUCUGUGGGGCUCACAACAGGACACAAGCAGAAUGUCACUGAGCUCGAGGAGGCUUUGGGAGGAAGGAAUGCAAUGGAAAUCCCCCCAAGCGAGUCCCUGCAGGCGAGGGCCGAGAGGAUCCUGGGCAUUGAGGUGGCUGUGGAGUCCCUCCUGCCGGGUGCCAAGAAAGCAGGACAGAGCCAACCACCUGAGCCUGAUGCAAAUGCCUGCAGCCCUGAGUCACUCAUGGAACAGUCACUGCCUAGCCCAGAACCAUCAGGUAUUCCCCUAGUGACCACUGAUGCCUUCUAUAGCAGGAGAAAGUGCGGCUGGACCCAAAGCCCCCUGUUUGUAGGGGAAAGGGCACCCCAGACUUCUGAGCCCUCAGAUGUGGAUAGGGUCCCUGCCAAGCAAGCUACGAGCCCUGAGCCUCAGCCCAGACCCAGAGAGGCCAGGUCCUUUGAGGAAAAGGAUGUGGGGGCAAAGCCACCCUUCAGGUCCACUUUAUUCCAUUUUAUAGAAAGGACCUCAAGUGUGGCAGGCUCAGAAAAAAGGUUCCGAAGCCCUUCCAAAGUGAUUGAGAGUUUACAAGAGAGGCUGGCAGCCCCUCCGAGGAGGGCGGACUCUGACCGCGUGAUGAGAAUGAAGGAGGUGAGCUCUGUGUCUCGGAUGAGGUGUCUGAGCUCCAGGAACACAGACUCCAAGGAGGAAGGUGAGGACCGGAAGGCUGUGAGAGGCCAGGCCUGGCCCCCAGGAGGCCCUGUGUCUCUGAGCAGUGGUGAUCCUCCCUGGAGAGUGGGACAUUCACCCUCCAUAUCCAAGGGCUUCACCUCUCGAGAAGAAAACAGGCAUCCUGCAGCACAAAGGGAGAAGAACUGGGAUCCAGAUUUCUGGUGCCCAGGUAAGCAGUUAGGGCAGAAGGCACAUGCUUGCUAUUUGUAAUCCUAAAUUCAUUUUAAAAAUAGAUU